Messenger RNA from Hibiscus syriacus, 319 nucleotides. RefSeq names its product AT-rich interactive domain-containing protein 5-like. The record is from RefSeq and is a predicted model, not a curated record. Bases 1 to 297 code for a protein of 98 amino acids. The transcript has 5 exons. Gene Ontology annotation, cellular component: nucleus. Lineage: Eukaryota; Viridiplantae; Streptophyta; Magnoliopsida; Malvales; Malvaceae. Gene Ontology annotation, biological process: regulation of transcription by RNA polymerase II. Gene Ontology annotation, molecular function: DNA binding.
AUGGGUUUUUUUUUUUGUGUUAAGACAGCGGUGGUUGAUAUUGGAUCCUCGGCAGAUUGGGUUAAGAUCAAUGUGCAGAAAACUAAAGAUUUUUUUGAGGUAUAUGCUUUAGUUCCAGGCCUUCUUUGUGAGGAGGUGCGUGUUCAAUCUGAUCCUGCAGGACGCCUUGUAAUAAGCUGUGAACCUGAGCAUCCGGAUAAUCCUUGGGGUGUCACACCGUUCAAAAAGGUUGUCAGCUUACCGUCGAGGAUUGAUCCGCAUCAAACAUCAGCGGUCGUAACCUUUCAUGGACAAUAAAAGUAACUUCAAAAUUUGAGCA